Molecule: messenger RNA, 4061 nt
Organism: Eufriesea mexicana
Lineage: Eukaryota; Metazoa; Arthropoda; Insecta; Hymenoptera; Apidae
Gene: Rgl
Product: Ral guanine nucleotide dissociation stimulator-like
Exons: 6
Coding region: 487-2637 (716 amino acids)
Biological process (GO): Ras protein signal transduction
Cellular component (GO): plasma membrane
Molecular function (GO): guanyl-nucleotide exchange factor activity
Source: RefSeq, a predicted model, not a curated record
UAAAAUUUAUUAUUCGAUCUUUCUCUCUUGUCCGGUCGGUGAAACGCGAAUACGAGGGAUCGAAAGUAAUGGAAGUGGCGUGUGGUGCGAGACGCGUGUUCAUGGCGUAAUUCAAAAAUUCGCAACGCUUUCGUGAGAACGGUUAAUACGACGGCGUGCUAGUGUCGUUGACGUUUCGUGUGUCAGUGUCCUCUCUCUCUGUUUCCCACUCUUACGUUUGCCCUUUCUCGAUUCGAUCCUUUUCUAUCUCGUCCCUUCUAUAUACGUUAACCAUUGUACGACAAGCCGCGUCGUUGCUGCAAUGCCAGAUGACAGGUGCGAGGCGCUACCAUUGCUGUCUGUUAACGAGUCCUUUGAGUGUCCUGCAAAUUUAGGAUACGCCACAGAAUGACGAGCGCACGGUUGUUCUACCGGAAGGGCGGCGAAGAGGACCGAAGACGACGACCACGACGACGUUCUCGAAUUCCCUCGCGCUAGCGGUGGGCUAUGAGCGCUGACAAUGGGGACGACUCCUUGCCCACGUGGCGUUUAUGGGGCGAGGAAAGGGGCGAUGGCGUUAUAUACACGGUGUACCUGAAGAAGGUCCGCUAUCACAGGCCGACCAGGAGUCUCUCUGCAUCGGAUUCGGACGACGAGAUUUCUCACUUGGAAUGGGAGACGGUGAGAGUGCGUUUCCUGAAAGCGGGCACGGUGCAACGUUUGGUGGAGAGCCUGGCGAACGACGAUGGGGAACUCGAGUCUACGUACAUCAAUGUCUUUUUGGCGACAUAUCGUGCAUUCACGACCCCGCGAGAAGUGCUGGAGCUAUUGUUGGCGAGGUACGAUGCCCUCGACGAAGGAUCCGGAGCCCUGACAGGUGAACAGCAUCGGAAGACACUGGUGCAGGCUCUUCACGUCUGGUUGGACGCCUAUCCCGGCGAUUGGAAGUCGCCUCCGAGUCAUCCGCUGCUCAGUAGACUCUUGGAUUUCACGCAUCGGCGGCUUCCAGGCUCGGAACUCGAGCUCAAGGCAAGGCAUCGGUUGCACAGGUUUCAGCGUGAAGAUCAGAUAGAUUCGUGCAUGGUAUACGACAAUGGUCGACUACCACGCGGUUCCCCAGAUCCUAUCAUGGAUCAUUGGGCGAACUACAGUUUCCCGGAAGUUCCGCAUCGACAUUUCGCCGAGCAGUUGACCCGGAUGGACGCCGAGGUGUUCAAGAAGCUCGUGGCCCACCAGUGUCUAGGCGCUGUCUGGUCUAGAAGGGAUCGUUCGAGGAGUCACGACGCAGCCACCGUUUUGGCGACCGUGAAUCAGUUCAACGCUGUUUCGCUUCGAGUCAUAUCCACGAUACUGAUGGAUCCGACAACGAAGCCUCAAGAGCGAGCGAGGAUCCUCGAGACGUGGAUUGACAUUGCUCAAGAGCUACGCGUGCUGAAGAAUUUUAGUAGCCUGAAGGCUAUCGUGUCCGGUCUACAGAGUAACCCCGUGUAUAGGUUGGAGAAGUGCUGGCAGUGUAUGCCCAGGGAGAAGCACGAGCUAUUCAGGGAACUGGAGAGAAUCUUCUCGGAGGAGAACAACGCGUGGACACAGCGAGAGCUUUUAAUUAAGGAGGGUACGGCCAAGUUUGCGGACACUGCCGGGAGAAGCGAUAGGCACUUGCAGAAAUUGUUCCAGAAGCAAAAUACUCAUGCGGGCAAUAUCAGCUACGGGACGAUACCGUAUCUAGGAACUUUCCUCACGGAUCUCACUAUGAUAGACACCGCGAUACCGGAUACGAUAGCCGAGGGUUUAAUCAACUUUGACAAGAGGCGAAAAGAAUUCGAGGUCCUCGCUAGGAUAAGAUUGCUUCAAGGCGCCGCUAACGCGUACAACUUCAGCACAGAUUCGUUGUUCGAUCGUUGGUUCCACUCCGUGGUGGUGCUGGAUGAUCGAGAAGCAUACAAACUCAGCUGUCAGAUCGAGCCGCCACCUCCAGGAAACACUCUUAGCAAUCGCGGCAAGAAGAAGCAGAGUCAUCAGGGUCAUCGUAAAAACGACUCGAUAGCCUCUACAUCGAGUUCGAGCAGCUCCCAGUUUUAUUGCGACCUAGAUUCUCUACCCAGCUCGCCGCACAACUCUCUCGAUCGACGCACAUCGCCGUCUCAGAUGUCUAGUUCUUCCUCCAGCUCGUCUUUGCCAUCCUUGGACGUGUCUCUGAGUUCCGGCGGAGGAAGUGGAGCAACGGGGAAUCAGCACAACCGAUUAGCACCGCCAACUGCCAUCACCGCUAACGGAAAUAGCCCUAAUAUCGUUGGCUUGUCCAGUCCGAGUCAUUCGCACAAGAGUUCGCCAGAUUUUUACAUAAUCAAGGUCACCAUGGAGAGCGACAACGUUGAGACGGAGGGAGUAGUGCUGUACAAGUCGAUCAUGCUGUCGAACAACGAGAGGACGCCACAAGUGAUACGCAACGCGAUGCUUAAACUGGGGAUAGAGGGCAGUCCUGAUCAGUACACGUUGGCUCAGGUACUCCCUGAUCGCGAGAUGGUAUUGCCAAACUCGGCGAAUGUUUACUACGCCGUAAAUACCGCGCACAAUCUGAACUUCAUUCUACGACCUAGAAGAGAGCCUAACGAUAGCGCUACGGAGAGCCCUAAGAGCAAGACGAGUCACAAGCGGUAGUGUCGAACGCUGAGAAGAUAGUAUACUUGGUAAUUAACAUUUCGCCAUGUUGCGUCGAGAUCGGGUGGAACAUUCGCAGCGAUAUCACGCUGAAACGUUUAGACGAGAUUUAUUUAUUCUUCGCGCGCAUUUCCACGCGAGAGGAUCGCGAAGAACUGUUGUACGGCUGAGAAACUGAAAGAAUCUCAUUAGGUUUGCGACGAUGCGUUCAUCGUCGUCUCCCUUACUUCUUACCCAUGACAGUACCUACCAAUGUUCGUUACACCGCCCAGGUCUGUUUAAAGUGAUAGUUGCGAAAGACGCGUCAACAGCGAUGCACCGAAUCGAACACAGUUGAAUCGAGUCUUUGCUAUCGACUUCUCUUUUUUUAUAUCGUCGUCACUCGUCCAUCGCAUAUUUAUGUUAACACGACGUUACCCGCCUACACGGUACUCGAAUAUGACAUUAGCGUUAAUUGCGCGUUUCGCGGACUAAUGUAGUUUUAGGUAUAUUUAGCAGAAGUCAUUUAGGUCUCCUAUCGGCGCACACGCGAAACGAACAAAGACAAACGAGAAAGAGGUAGCUUGCAAGGUGCGCGUAGCAUUCGUGUGUAGUCACGUGUAAUUUAUACAAGAAAUCUAUGGCGGAUUCCAAGAGAUUACGGCGAAGAGUAUCGCGACGAGCGUGUAAUACGUAUCCGCGGGAGGAACAUUGUGAUUUUGUACAUAACCUUAGUUUCGUAGUGUGGCUUCGAGAGCAGUCGAUCGGCCGCGGGAAUCAAGUGGACCCAAUGAAACAUAUUGUCAAUUACUUUUUGCUGCAUCGCGAUUAAAAUGAAAUUAAGAAAAACCAAAAAAAAAGAAAAAAAAAAGGAAGAAAAGAAAAGGAAAAGAAAGAGGUCUAAAAUUGUUCAAGCAACCAUUCGUCCAUUCCGUGAUUCAUUUUUCUUGCCCCGCAUCCGUGACAGAGAUGCGAGGAACAAAGAAAUUCAAUUCUGUGAUAUUGGAAUUCCUCAUUUCGGCUUUGGCACUAAUCACGAAAUAUCAUAAAACCGAAAUCGAGUACAUGCAUAAACGUUUGAAGCGAAUGAAUAUCGAAUACUCGUUCCGAUAUCGAAGCUGGGGCACAUUAGAACGCGUGUGAACGUAAGUUGAUAUAUUUUUACAAGGACCUGCAUGCAUUUCGUAAUAGAACAAGGGAAAACAAAGCACAGAAGAACAAUAACCGCGGGAUCAAGGCGAGCCGGCGCCCCUCGCGAACACGAGCGUCGUCGCGUCUCGAUCCCCGAUGCAUCGUUUAGCUUAGGCAAUUUUGUACUUACCUCUUAUCGACCCUAAUUUCCCCGGAUCGUCUCUAACUAGCUAUAUCUGUUCGUGUACGCGUCAAUUCUUUAUUGAAAUUCCCGCAACUUAUGUGUAAUGCGAGUCGAUAAAAGUGAGAAUAGA